Sturnus vulgaris (Common starling) is the source of this 4137-nucleotide messenger RNA. The record is from RefSeq and is a predicted model, not a curated record. Lineage: Eukaryota; Metazoa; Chordata; Aves; Passeriformes; Sturnidae.
GCUGAUUUUCUUUCUAUUUUUUUUUUAAGUGUCUUUUCGCCUAGUUGUUAUCUUUUGCCCAAAAUAGAUGGUGUAGUGGAUUACGAAAAAGGGAAAUGAGAGCUCUCUAAAGAGGGCAUGCUGUAGUCAGUUCUGCUAAAGGAAAAGGAGGUCCUACUCUUUGCUUAAACAGGCAUGAGACAGAGAGCAUAAAACUCGGGACCUAAACAUGGAAAAACUAUUUUUCAUACUACUUGGAAAUCUAGAUGAUACAGUAGCUUGAUUCUUUCUUGAGUUGGCAUCUUUUUCUGCAGAAAAAUCCCCUGUUAUCUCAGCCUUGUGAUUACUAGCUCUUCUUUCCAUGAAGCAAAUGAUGUAUAUGAGUACAAACCAGUCCUUCUGCUUGAGCUGGUAUGCAAUGGCUUUAUUUGUUUUGCUUUUUUAAUAGACUGCCACAGAACACUGUGAAAUUAUCAUCAGUGGUAAAUACGGGUUCAGAAAAACGUGAUGACUUCAGGGAUUCUAUUGAGACGUUUUUAAAUGGUUUUGAGUGAUGUAAUCAGGUUAAAUACAAGGUAAGUGCUCUAGAAAUUUAUGUGUUGGAAACUAUUUGUGUCAGUAUUUUAAUGACUGACCAUGCGUAUAUUUUUAACUUGAAUAUGUAACUCUUUGGAAUAGAAAGAGACUUUUUGGGAAGUUGAACCCAGCUUGCUGUAUGUAAAUCCAUUCCAGCUAAAGAGGUGCAACAGUAACCAGAAAAGUUACUGUUAGGGUUAGUGGGAACAGAACAAACUCCUGGAAACCACUUCAAAAGCUCAUUGCUUUUAUGAUAGCUCAGUUUCUGACUUUCUUCUGAAAGUCAGGGUGAAAAUUUCUAUUCAAGUCUAGUUCUGACCAGUUAUUUGCAAAAAUACGGAUUUUGUAUCUCAGGUGGUGACAGUUGUGCUUUGUACAAUGCUACAGAUGCCUAUUACUAGUGGAAUGACCUUGCUUUGUGACCUUUUCUACUUCCUGGAUACAUCCCAUAAUUUGUCGAUACAAACUUAGACAUAAACUAAUUGAGGAUGUUAAUAUCUCCCUUUAUCAUUCUUUUCCAAACAAUGAAUUCCUUUGUUUGUAUUGAGGGUGCUCCUUCAUUUUUGCAUUUCUAUCACAGUGGUGUAUUCUUACUGUACCUGUUCCUCUUAGGGAAAGCUUUAUCAUAAUAAAUUCCAAGAAUGAAUGGCAGAGGAGGUUAACUAGUAACUUCUAAAUGAAUUUCACUAGCAAAUAUUUCUCCAUUUUGUCUUCACCGGGGAUCCUAAUUAUUAUUUUCUUCAUAAGACAAGUUAUUAAUUUAAAAUCUGUAUUAUGAUGAGCUGCUGAUCAGUCUGAUAGCUCCUUUUCAUUCUUACUUUACUAAAACAAAUUUAGGUGAAAAGUGUUUUCAAGUUUGUUUCCUUUUUUUCCAGGAGUGAUUUUUGCAAAGUGGACAGUAAUGGAGUAUAUGAGCACGGAUAGUGAUAGCAAAGAGGAGAUUGACUUGUUGCUAGCUGAUCUAAAUAUGUCUGAGGUGAUAGCCAUCAUGGAAAACCAUUACCCAGGUGAAGACAUUGCAGUCUAUGAAGACAGCUUAAUUACAAUGUGUGAAGAGGCAAAUCAAAACGAUGAGCGUGCAGAAUCAUUACUGUUUUGUGAAAGGGAGGUCUCUUUGAUGUCCUCUGUCAAAUAUGGGACUGUGGAAGACCUGCUUGCCUUUGCAAAUCAGGUGUCUAACACUGCAAAACAAUUUAAAGGAUGCACACAACAGGAAUCUGGAAUUCUCUUGAAUAUGAUCACACCCAAGAACGGGCGCUAUCAAAUUGAUUCGGACGUACUCCUGUUUCCAUGGAAGUUGACUUACAGGAACAUUGGUUCUGAUUUUAUUCCUCGGGGAGCUUUUGGGAAGGUGUACUUAGCCCAAGACAGAGAAACCAAGAAACGAAUGGCAUGCAAAUUGGUCCCAGUGGAACAGUUCAAACCAUCAGAUGUUGAAAUACAGGCAUGUUUCCGUCAUGAAAACAUUGCUGAAUUAUACGGCGCUAUUUUGUGGGAUGAGACAAUCCAUCUCUUCAUGGAAGCUGGAGAGGGAGGAUCUGUCAUGGAAAAGCUGGAGAGCUGUGGUCCUAUGAGAGAGUUUGAAAUAAUUUGGGUGACAAAGCAUAUUCUGAAAGGACUUGACUUUCUCCACUCGAAGAGGAUUAUCCACCAUGAUAUCAAACCAAGCAACAUUGUCUUUAUGUCAACUAAGGCUGUUUUGGUGGAUUUUGGCCUAAGUGUUCAAAUGACUGAAGACAUUUACUAUCCCAAAGACCUUAGAGGAACAGAGAUUUACAUGAGCCCUGAAGUUAUCCUUUGCAGAGGCCACACAACAAAAGCAGACAUCUACAGCAUGGGAGCUACUAUCAUUCAUAUGCAAACAGGCAUCCCGCCCUGGGUGAACAGAUACCCUCGUUCUGCAUAUCCCUCCUACCUCUAUAUUAUACACAAGCAAGCUCCUCCCUUAGAGGAUAUUGCUGAGGACUGCAGCACUUCCAUGAGAGAAUUGCUAGAAGCAGCUCUGGACAGGAAUCCUAAUCACAGGCUGUCUGCAGCAGACUUACUGAAACACGAAGCCUUACACCCGCCCCCCGAAGAGCAGCCGCGGUGCCAGAGCCUGGACUCGGCGUUGUUUGAAAGGAAAAGACUGCUCGCCAGGAAGGAUCUGCAGCUGCCAGAAAAUAUUACAGAUUCCUCAUUGUGUAAUGGGAGCAUGGAAGAGUCAGACCUGCUAAAGAGACAAAGAUCACUCUACAUUGACCUUGGAGCUCUAGCUGGUUACUUCAAUAUUGUUAGGGGACCACCAGCCUUAGAAUAUGACUGACUCAGUAACAUUUUAUGAUCAUGGGUCAGAAAUGGACCUCUACCUCUUAAAAUUUGAUUUUAAGACUUGAUUUUCCAAUUUGUACAUAAAAUUAUUGCCAUUAUAGGCUGUCAAAUGUGAAUAGUGUUUAAUUGCACAGAUGAUUAAGCUAAACCCUUAGGGGCUCUGAUAAGCUGAUCCCAAGCAGUGAUGUUUGUGUGUCUGCUGGUUGACCAACAAGAAGGUGGUGAAAAGAAUACUGCUGCUGGGAAUGUCUUAAUCCAGGAUAUCCUCCUGUGCUGGGCCUUGCACUUUUGUAAAACUUAAAAUAUAUGCUUGCAAAUAAUGUCAGGAGAAAAGAUAAUAUAAUUUAGCAUGUGGGCUGUAAGAUUCAGUCUCUCUGAGCUGUCCUUAGUAAAAACCUUUCUGUCACCCCUCACUCCAAAAAAGAAAAAAAGAAGUCCUUGAUUUAACCAGUCAAAGACUGGUUCAGUCUCGUUCUGUCUUUAAGACUUGGUCAACCUCUAGUCAUUCUUAAAUCAGGGUCUCCCUUAAGUUGAGCUAAUUUCUAUCAGCUGUCUGUGGAGUCAGUUUAUCACUUGUUUACAGAUGUGUUUUAACUUUGCAUCUUCCCUGGGCAGAGGGAGCUAAACAGGAGGCUGUCCCCUGCUCUGUGGGUCGAGUGAAGCUUUCACUGGCAGUGUCAGUUAGCUUUCGGAUUUGUCAGCUGGCCCUGACAAAAUAUGACAGUGACUCCAACUCCUUCCUGUGUUACAACUACUGCAAGGGUAUUUAAGAUAGUUUUCAAGGGUAGAUCAAGUGUUACUCGCUAUUGGUAACAGUGGGCAGGCUCCAAACUCUUGCUUUUUAAUACUUUAAAAUUGUACACAUGUAUAAUUGCUCUGAGUGUUAUGGAUUGGAAGGCGUGUCACUAGUGACAAGCAGUGUUUAUGUUCCUAUGGAAAUGGAAUUGCAUUGUUCUUGCUGUGCCUCAUACAUUUGAAACAUGAUGUUUUGGAUGAUAGUAAAACUAUGUAAACUGCAUAGUUCUGUACAUCCCAUGGGAUGAGAACGUAAACUUUUAUAAAACUCUUUCUGAUGCUUAGGAUGACUCUUUGUAAGCAUUUGUGUUAAAUGGCAUACUGUGUAUGUUGUACACCGAAUUUUUUCUGAAGCACAGUCUCUUUUUUUCAUGUCUGUUAUUUAAUGCUACUCCUCUCUAACACAUGAUCUUAAACAGGUGAUUUCUAGUUUGAUACUGAUAUGGUCAAAUGAAUAAAUCCAGCUCAGUGCCUUGA